Molecule: messenger RNA, 768 nt
Organism: Brassica napus (rape)
Lineage: Eukaryota; Viridiplantae; Streptophyta; Magnoliopsida; Brassicales; Brassicaceae
Exons: 1
Coding region: 1-768 (255 amino acids)
Source: RefSeq, a predicted model, not a curated record
AUGUUUUAUACCUUCUUCGGCCAUGAUGGACCUUCACGUCUUGGUGUUCCCUUGUUCGCUACUGUGGCAGAUGUUCGUAACGGUGCUGGCUGGUCUCUUACAUCAGCAAGAUCUGAUAAACAGCUACAGCUUCUAGCCUUUGUAUCUACCUUGGCUCUAAAUGAUGCUUCUGACGUACCUCAUUGGUAUGUCAAUGGAAGAUUGCAGAAGGCUUUCGUGUCCAAGUCGGUAUGGAACGUGAUCAGGCCCCAUAAGCCUCUCGUAUCAUGGUCUACACUGGUUUGGCAUAAAGCAGCUAUACCAAGGCAUGCUACCACUGCCUGGUUAUUUGUCCUAAAUCGUAACCCGACGCUAGACCGCUUGCAAAGUUGGAACCCGGAUAACCUCACUACAUGUCUCCUCUGUGGGUCGGGAUUAGAAUCGCGGGAUCAUCUGUUUUUUGACUGUGCCUACUCAGUUGUAGUUUGGCUCCUAAUCACUCGUAGACUCAAUCUCCAUACUGCUCCUUACAGCUGGAAUGCCACCUUGACAUGGCUGCCCACUGCUCAUAGUGACAGAUAUGUGCGCGUCGCUUUGCUACAAGGCUGGCAAGCAGCCAUUUACGGUAUUUGGUUUGAGAGAAAUACUCGCUUCCACACUGGUCUUACUCAUUCUCCUGAUGUUGUGGCCAGGAAUUCCCUGAGAAUUGUCAUUGAUAAAUGCUAUGCCAUGUGCUCUCUUGGAUCUGCCUUAGGCUCUCUCUUGUUGCAGAUUUGGCAUCCUCUCUGA